Messenger RNA from Brassica napus (rape), 774 nucleotides. RefSeq lists its product as uncharacterized. The transcript has 2 exons. Gene Ontology annotation, molecular function: nucleic acid binding; zinc ion binding. The record is from RefSeq and is a predicted model, not a curated record. Lineage: Eukaryota; Viridiplantae; Streptophyta; Magnoliopsida; Brassicales; Brassicaceae. Bases 1 to 774 code for a protein of 257 amino acids.
AUGGGCGCUAGAUACAAAGAUCAACCUGAGGUCAAAGGACUCGGCGAUACUAUCAUCGAGGGCAACAAUGAGAAUGAUAAGAAUCGAUAUGAUCACCAGAAAACGGUGCUACUACCAAAGGAUAGAUAUGAGUUGAAGAAUCUCAGAUUCAUGGACUAUAAGUCUGUGGAUGAAUACAAUUCGGUAUUGUUUAUGAUAGUCUCAAUGAUGAGACUCUGUGGUGAAGAAGUAACCGAGAAAGAGUUACUGGAUAAGACCUUCUCUACGUUCCAUUCCACAAAUGUGUUGCUGCAACAGCAGUAUAGAGAGAGGGGCUUCACCACAUACACUGAUCUGAUCUCGUGCCUACUUCUGGCCGAGGCUAAUAAUGAACUCCUGAUGAAGAACAGUGAGAUGAGACCUCCAGGAUCAGCACCAUUACCAGAAGCUCACAAGGCUGAACAUGAAAAGAAAGAUCCCAAAGAAAGCAACCACGUCUAUAAUGAAAGGAGAUCACACGGCAGAGGCCGUGGUGGGUACAAGGGACGUGGUGGUCGUGACAACUACUCAUAUGGCCGAGGGUAUGGAAACCACAAUAACUGUGGUCGUGGUUCCAGCUAUGGCCGUGGAAGAGCCACCUUCGGCCGCGGUCGAGGCGGCAUAUCCAAGCCGUCUUACUCGACCAAAUCCGUUUGUCACAGGUGCGGGAUGAGUAACCAUUGGGCCAAGAAUUGUAGAACCCCUAAGAAUUUAUGUGAACUCUAUCAAGAGAGCCUUAAGAACAAGAACCCAUAA